Messenger RNA from Mucor velutinosus, 1728 nucleotides. Its product is annotated as Palmitoylated plasma membrane-bound casein kinase. The coding region runs from base 1 to 1728 and encodes 575 amino acids. Lineage: Eukaryota; Fungi; Mucoromycota; Mucoromycetes; Mucorales; Mucoraceae. The record is from RefSeq and is a predicted model, not a curated record. The transcript has 2 exons.
AUGCGACAAUACAACACUUUGUUCGCAUUUACAUCAUUUGGCACCGAUGCUACGCCUGAGCAGCUCCAAAGAGAUAGAGAGAAUGAGAUGAGAGGCGGCAUCACGCCGGUUCGUGUUCAUGGGGAACUCUAUCACUUGCAAGUACCACUAAAUUUGAGCAAUGUGCCAAAGUAUAGCCAGCUGUACGUUUACGACCCAGAGUAUGCCGCUGCGAUUCGCUGUGCAGACCCCAGAAAUCAAGGAUUGGACGACACGAUCAUUGAGCAACUAAGUGAAAUGAUUGCUGAUCCUUUAGUUUGUGGCAAUCCAUUUGUAAGCAUCUACAAACAUGCUCACGAAAUCCUGAAAGAAGAAGAAGAGAGGCAAGCUCAAGAUGGUGUUAGCGAGAAUGCUCACAUCAGGCUCAGUCCUCAGAUGCAAAUGGAAUUGGUUGUUGGCAAGGACAAACGCACUCAAAAUCUGCCAACUGCUGUCAACGAGAUUGCUGCCAUCAUCCCAAACGAGUGUUCUGACAGGAGUUUCAGAGAUAUUUUGAUCACAUAUCGUAGCAAUUCCUCGGCCAGGGCUCAAGGCCAGUUUAAGCGUAUCAAUGAGACACAUGCUGCAUAUAUGCCUCUUCAUUAUGCUUUGCUUUUUCCUAGAGGUGAAUAUGGGUGGAAUUGGGGCCAUCGACUGCAAUCGUCAGCGCAAACUGUUGAUGCCAUGAUUAUUGAGAGCGAAGAAGAUGAGACACCAGCAGAGCAACAACAACAGCAAGUGUCAGAUAGCCGACUUACCCAGGGCGUGUUCUACAGAUUUCGAUUGCAUACGAAUCUUCGCGCUGAUGUGUAUAAAGGACUUGCUGAUGCUACCUCUGCUGCUGACUCAGACCUCGAACAGGUGGGAAAGACGUUCAUCUUGCCCAGUAGCUUCACUGGUGGACCGCGAUUCAUGAUGCAGCUAUACCAAAAUGCAAUGGCUAUCUCUAGAUUCUUUGGUAAGCCAACGUUCUUCAUCACAUUUACUGCCAACCCAAACUGGAGGGAGAUCCAAGAUGAAUUGUUGCCAGGCCAAACGGCCGCUGAUCGCCCCGACUUGGUUGCUCGAGUAUUCAACCUUAAGCACCGAGAGCUGCUUAAAGACUUGAAAGACAGAAAGGUCUUUGGCUGUUAUAAAGGCAUUGUAAGGACUAUUGAGUAUCAAAAGCGUGGUCUCCCUCACGGUCAUAUGCUAUUAUUUUUGGAUGCAGAAACAGAGAGGAUUGAUCAGAUCAUUUGUGCUGAGAUCCCAAAUGUUGAAGAAGAACCUGAAUUGCAUGCAAUCAUCACUCGCAAUAUGAUGCAUGGCCCAUGUGGCGAGCUAAACUCAAAGUCUCCGUGUAUGGUACAAGAUGCUUUUGGCAAUGAUGUAUGCUCAAAGAAAUUUCCCAAAAACUACCAGCCAGUAACGGUGACCAGUGCUGAUGGUUAUCCUACUUAUAGAAGAAGAAGAGAUGGUCGUUCUCAUCAGGUGCGCGUUAAGGACAAGUUGGGUGUCUACCGCGAUUUCCACAUGACGAAUGAGUGGGUAGUGCCAUACAACCCUUAUUUGUCAAAAAAAUACAAUGCCCAUGUAAAUGUCAAAGUAUGUGGUAGCGUCCAGGCAAUUAAGUACAUCAACAAGUAUAUUUACAAAGGCUCUGAUCAGACAACGCUCAAAACUACAACCACCACCACAGCCACUGAAACAGCAAAUGCUGUAAUGAAAUAG